UAUGUGAAAUUCUGCAGCAUGGGAAGCCUCUGGAGUGCUGCACAGCAGGCAGCUUCACUCCCUCUCUCACAGCAGAAACGCACACUGUCCACAACCAGAGCAGUGGGAGUGCGCAGCGCAUCCAGCGUGUCACACUGGUUAAGUACCUCCUCUGACCAGUACAACCCAAACCUCUCCUCUUCCAUAAAUCCCCCCGCACGGGGCACAAUGUCUCCAAACACCUGGAUGGAUUUCGUGGAAGCCGUUGUUCCUUUUACGCUCCUUCUUAGCAUGUCUCUUGGUGGGAACAAGAUGUCCUGGAUGUAUUUUCUCCGGAGAUUGUAAAGUGGAAGGGAAGCGCAGCUCGCCCGAAACCAUGUGGAGAGCGGCUACGUCCCUCAGUGGGAGCACCUGAGACAGAAAGCGACUGUCAGAGGAUCAACCAUUGUUUGCACUUUCGUGGAGAGAAAAGGAUCCUUCGAUGAGGAAACAAAGAGAGAAGAGAUGGUAGAGAAUGGCAGCACCUGACCUUCUUGACCCCAAGUCUGCCGCCCACAACUCCAAACCUCGCCUGUCCUUCUCGGCAAAACCGGUGGUGCUGAACGUUCCAGAGGAUGAGUGCGACACCCGGACAACUGUCAUGAGGUGGAAAACAGUAUCAGCCAUCUUUUUCUUGGUGGUGCUUUACCUAAUUAUUGGGGCAACGGUGUUCAGAGCGCUGGAGCAGGCUCACGAGAGCUCCCAGAAAACGGCCAUUCUUGAAGAAAAAGUGAAGUUCUUGGUCAUGCACGCCUGCGUAAACUCCUCUGAGCUGGAGGAUCUGGUAAAGCAAGUGGUUUCAGCAGUCCGAGCAGGUGUAAAUCCAUCAGGAAAUUCAUCCUAUCAGACAAGCCUCUGGGACCUCAGUUCCUCCUUUUUCUUUGCUGGAACUGUUAUCACCACCAUUGGAUUUGGGAACAUCUCUCCUCACACGGAGGGAGGGCGGAUCUUCUGUAUAAUCUACGCUCUGCUGGGGAUUCCUCUAUUUGGAUUCUUAUUGGCUGGUGUCGGGGACCAGUUGGGGACAAUUUUUGGGAAGGGCAUCGCCAAAGUGGAGAAGAUGAUAGUGAAAUGGAAAGUCAGCCAGACAAAGAUCCGCGUCAUCUCCACGCUACUCUUCAUCCUGUUUGGGUGUCUCAUCUUCGUGGCACUGCCAGCAGUCAUCUUUAAGCACAUAGAAGGCUGGAGCACCCUCGAGUCCAUCUACUUUGUUGUCAUCACCCUCACCACCAUCGGCUUUGGAGACUUUGUCGCUGGUGAAAAAGGUGGGUCAGAGAGUCCAGAUUACCUGAACUACUACAAGCCUGUGGUGUUGUUCUGGAUCCUGGUGGGCCUUGCGUACUUUGCCGCUGUGCUCAGCAUGAUCGGAGACUGGUUCCGUGUUAUCUCCAAGAAAACUAAGGAGGAGGUCGGGGAGUUUCGCGCUCAUGCAGCCGAGUGGACAGCAAAUGUGUCAGCAGAGUUCAAAGAGACCCGGCGGCGGCUCAGCGUUGACAUCUAUGACAAGUUUCAGCGCGCUGCAUCCAUCAAACGUAAGCUGUCAUCCGAGCUGGGCAUUAACACAGCCAUCAACCAGGAAAUGACCCCUGGCAAGAGAACGCUGUCGGCCAACCUGUAUGAGGACAGAGAAACUUACCCCAACUUGACUCUCUCUCUCAGUCCCGUCCCAGGGGCCCUGGCCAGGAACGGCAGCCUCUAUCUAAACGGCCUCAGCCCAGACUACGCUGACAGGCGGGAGAUCGCCAUCAUCGAAACUCUCAAAUGAAGAGCAGCAGGAAAUGAGCUUUAAGGAACUGAGUGAAACACAUCUAGUACAGCACACAUAAUAAACACUGGUGUGCUUAUUGACUGAGCGUCAAUGAUAAGGUACUCAUACGCGUUCGUCAAGUGGAUUGUACUCCAAUCAUUGAUUGAAAACCUUUAGAGUGAUUUAAACACAGAUCAGUCGUCAAGCUCCAUACUUUCAUGUGUGUGUGUUUAAUACUCACACAUAAAAAAAAAUCAUGCACGGUGUGAUAGCGCAGAAGUUCCAACUUCUUUUCACUAUGUCUGUACCAACAUGAUCGACGGCUGUGUUAGUGAUUGAGCCCGAUCAGAAGCGUGCUCCUGACUGGGAAAAAAAAAGAGAUUGUAUAAGAGGCAGGAGUUUCACAAACUUCUCUCUGAGCAGGAGGGAAAUGAAAGCCCAUAUUGAGGUAGCAACUUCAUCUUCUCAUAUACCAUCAUAAAAAGCCUGUAAACACAGAAAUAAAUACAUUCAUCAAACUUAGAAAGCAAUAGAUGUAUCUGUGCUCAUCUCCUGCUGAAUUUCCAGAGGCCAUAAAAUCUGCAUCAGAUAAAGAGGACCCUCACUGCUACAAAUACUCAGACUGUGGAUUUUUUUUUUCGUUUACACUUCUUACAGUAUGAAUUUAUAUGCCUUGCAUUCACCAGUCAGUCUGCCCUCACUAAAGAGACGAAUGUUGACAUUUUUGUUCCUUCAUGACUGGCACACAGCGUUUAUCUGAAGGAAUAACCCACUUGUGCCUUACUGAAAACCACACUGAACAUGUGAGGAUGGUGACGCAUGAAAGACUGAGCAACACCGUGUCUGUCCACUCAUACUUAUUUAUGAGCACAGUAGUAAUAAAAGACAUGUAGGAGGCAUCUUGGAAAAACAGUAUGACGAAGAAGAGGGCACAGAAACUUUUAUUUAACCCAUUUUAUGAGGACAUGAGAGGAGAAACUGCUUCUUGAGAGAUCAUUAAUAACUGGAACAAUGUCACCUCUGUGUCAGGCAGUCCGUUUUAGGUAUUUACUACCGGUCUUAAUGUGCUGAGAUAGUCACGCUAACCACACAGUGCCAGGCUCACUGAUCAAACCCCACUCUCCUUGUUUUUUUUUUUUUGAGGGUUUUUUUGUUGUUUUUUUUUUAUUAAACUGAAACAUAGAGCGUGGUGCAUCAACAAAGUCCCUGCACGUAUGGUACUGUAGCAAUGAAAGCUCUGGGGCUGUGAAGCAUAUCUUUACCUUACUGCUUUUCAUGACCGAGGGAGAUGGGGAAUAUUUCCUCAACUGAUGAAGAUGAGAUCCAUUAUGUCUGGCCAAUACUGAAUGUACACCAUCAAAACCCUUUAUUUGCUGUAUAUCACUGCAGUGACUCAAUUAUCGAGACUUUAGAGGUGAGUGAGUUGCAUCAGAUAGAAAUCGAAGAAUUGAUUUAAAUAAAUGCUUCUCUGCCGCUGGUUUGGCGUCGACAAAGAUCAUGAAAAUGGCAAGAAUCUUACUCCGAUUCUUGAUACUAAAUAUACAUUUUGAUUUUUGCAUUUUAAGUGGAUCUAAUUUUUUUUGUUUUUUUAUUCAAGAUAUUUCUGAAAGCACAUAUUGCAUUUCAUGCCGUUAUGGAGGAUAUCUUAGGCUCUGGGGUCUCCCAGUCGAAAGGUUUGGAUUGUGUGUCUUAGGGUUUUAUUCAGUGCUUUUAAGCAGCAUGAUAUGCUGUAGUAUUCAACACAUUUGAUAGUGCUUUUUUCAGUUUGUAGCAUUACAAAACACCUUUACAAUACAGUGUGUCUUAAAAGACAGUAAGUCAUGUGGAAAACCAAGUCUACUUGUUAUCUAUGAUUUAUGGGUUAAAUUUAUUGGAAAAGAGUUUGUGUUGUGUCGCAGAAUGAGCCGGUUGCACCAGCUCUAAAUUUAAACAGCCUAGUUAUAACUGAAGUGUUUAAGUAGAGAUUUAUACAUCACGAAAUCAAAACAGGUUCCACCAAACAAAUUAGGUUUUACAUAGAGAUAAGUUUUUACGCAACAUUUACACUUAACUUCAAUAUGUAACUGUGAUGUAGCUAACUGAACCAAACGAUAAAGCUAACAUUAACGGGCUAAUAUAUGACCCAUUUAGAAAGAACACUGAAAGAGAUAACGGGACAUACCAGACCAGAAAAGUGACUGUCUAACAAUGAUGACUAACAGAGAUUUUAAGAUUUUCAUAAAAAUAACAACAUGGCUCAAAUUACAAAAUGUUAAACCAAUAGGCUAACGUUAAUAUAUAAAUAACCAAAUAACAUCAGCUAAGUUAGCAUCAGAUAUUUCCCACUCCUUCUAAACUGGAUUUAUAGUACUAGGUUGACACACGUGACAUUCCAUAUUUUUACGGCCAACUUAGAAAUCACUAUUAUGAAACCAGCCAGUGGUUGGAGACUUUAGGAAGGACAAACAAAUUUAGCAAUGGAGCUGAUGCAACCCAAUCCAGAACAGUAUAAUAAGGUUACAGGAUUGCUCUCUUUUUCUAGUCUGAAUCUGCUGGUUUCCUUGAAAGGCUCUAACAACUGGUCUACCUCCUUAAGCGUGAGCGCCGAUUUGUGCAGCUUGAACAACUGUACCGUCAGGUCAUCAGCUGUCAUGUAUAAUCAAGUCAAAGAUCGCGCCGAAAAUAAGAGAAAGGAUAUGAAACUAAAAAUAGCAUUGUUCAUUUUAUUGUGUUUCUGAAAAGCAAUCAAUAGCAUCAUAACAAACUGACUUGCAAUACACAAUGAAGGAAAGACCACCAGUACAUUAAUGCUGAGUCGCCUGGGGGGGGGGCUAUCCAAGCUUUAGUGCAGCUGCUCAAAGCAAAAGCCCCUAAAAGUUGUCCUGUUACUUUUUCCCCAGUCGGUGUGAUUGACAGUCACUGAGAGUCGAGCUGUCAGUGCUGCAGAAAGUCGAGUGCUGUCAAUGGAGCGUUACAUGAUGUGUCAGGCCUAUGAGGCCACAUGUGAGGAUACAUGUGCAUUAUUUUGUUUACAGUAAGUGUGUACGUGCAUGAAUGUACGUGCGCAUUGGGGCUUGAGGAAACUCAUUUUGUGUCCCACCUACACAAGCAUUUUCACGUCAUCCUCUCCUUUUCCCAGGGUGACAGUUUUUAAUUAAGUCUGCGUGCAUCAAAUCCCAGUUCAAGCAUACUGAAUGUAUCUGUCCAUUCAUGACGGAAGAGAUGAGCCUCAUUAUGAAUGUAAGCACAUUCAUGAUUUAACAUUGUGAUUUAUGUCCGCGAGUUCAAUUAGCUGAGUGGGUAUAAUGUGAACACAACGACAGGCUUCUUAAAGCCACUGGUCCUCGUUUAUUUAGCACCUGAUGCCAUAAAAACAUGAUUAUGUACCAAUUAUGGUCAUAAUGAUAAAUAAGAGUGUUAUCAUGGUUUGGACUUGGUCAUUUUCCUAAAAUUUAUGCAUGAUAAUCUUUUUAAAUGAGGCCCAUUAUGUCAAUGAAAGUCUCUCUGUAACUUUUACAUUUCUAAUAAAUCCAUCUGUAAGAAAUUGUCAGUAUACAUGUGACAGGUCAUGUACACACAUGCACAUCCUAAAAAAAAAACAAAAAAACAAAAAACAAAUCAAAAAGUGUUGCAUGCUACUUUUAAGUGUUACUUCCAAUUCUUAUCGAUCGAAUGUGUCUAUAAUCCCAGGCUUUCCUUUUUAAUGGCAACCAUGUGUUUCCAGUAUGUUAAUAUCUUAAUGUAUGUCUCCUCAAAUCAUGACAAACUUUUCAGAAGGUUUAGAAUAAAAUAUUUUAUAUGCAAACAAAUAAUAAUAACACUGAUGAUCACUGUUUUCUUUCUAUUCUUGAAAAAGUCGCUACUGCAGCUGCGCCUCAGGAGGUAGGUAAUCAGAGGGUUGGUGGUUCGAUGCCCGGGUUCCUCGAGUCCGCAUGCCAAAGUGUCCUUGGACAAGAUACUGAACCCAUAUAUUGCCCCGAGGUAUCAUCAGUGUGUGACUGUGUGAUAGAAAAGCACUGAAUGCAUAAAAAAAACACUGUGAAUGUGGCUCGUAGUGUAAAGUGCUUUGAGUGGUCGAGGAGUGGAGCUCAUUUAUUAAAUUUAACUGAAAAGUA
Seriola aureovittata is the source of this 5859-nucleotide messenger RNA. RefSeq names its product potassium channel subfamily K member 2-like. The coding region runs from base 494 to 1783 and encodes 429 amino acids. The transcript is spliced from 7 exons. The record is from RefSeq and is a predicted model, not a curated record. Gene Ontology annotation, cellular component: membrane. Lineage: Eukaryota; Metazoa; Chordata; Actinopteri; Carangiformes; Carangidae. Gene Ontology annotation, biological process: stabilization of membrane potential; potassium ion transmembrane transport. Gene Ontology annotation, molecular function: potassium ion leak channel activity; outward rectifier potassium channel activity.